CUGCCUGGAGAGACAUCUGGCCAAGUUCUGGUGAGCAGGAAAAAUGUCUACUCGUUACCACCAAGCUGCUAGUGAUAGUUACCUGGAACUUCUAAAAGAAGCUACCAAGCGAGAUCUAAAUCUUUCAGAUGAAGAUGGCAUGACUCCCACUCUCUUGGCAGCCCACCAUGGGAACCUGGAAGCCCUAGAGAUAAUCUGCAGUAGAGGAGGGGACCCUGAUAGGUGUGACAUCUGGGGAAACACUCCUCUACAUUUUGCAGCCUCCAAUGGCCAUGCCCACUGCGUCUCAUUCCUGGUCAACUUUGGUGCCAACAUCUUUGCCCUGGAUAAUGACUUACAGACUCCGCUGGAUGCUGCUGCCAGCCGGGAGCAGAAUGAAUGUGUUGCUCUCCUGGACAAGGCUGCCACUGCGCAGAACAUCAUGAACCCCAAGAAGGUCACCAGGCUGAAGGAGCAGGCUCAGAAGAACGCCAGGAGGCAGAUCAAAGAGUGUGAGAGGCUCCAGGAGAAGCACCAAAAUAAGAUGGCCCGCACCUACAGCAAGGAGGAGUCUGGGACUCUCUCUUCUUCCAAGGGUACCUUCUCCAGGUCAUUCCCUUCAAAUGCUUCUGCUCCUGGCACAUUCGGGUCACUAUCUAAGGGCAUUAAAGAUACUUUCAAGAUCAAGUUCAAGAAGAACAAAGAUACAGCAGAACAGGUGGGGAAGGAAGGCAGAAGUGGGCAGAGGAACGUGAUGGAAGUGUUCAGAGAGGGAGAGGAAGACUCGUUCUCAGGGGACUUCGAAGAGAAGCUCCAGUUAUCAGCAGAGGAGGACAGCAGUGUGCACCAUGAAUCCAUUCUCAAUCGUCCAGGUCUAGGAAGUAUUGUUUUUAGAAGGAACAGGAUAUUGAGUCCUGAAGACAUCUCAGAUAGCAAGAGGGAGUUGGGUUUUAAACUGCCCAGUGAAUUGUUUCAAACACAAGGAACAUCAGAGGCUGAUGAGGGUGCAGCUGAUGAAGAGGAAGAGGAAAACGGCCUCAAAGAUGAUCUGCCGUGGGGUGAGGAUGCAGUGGAGUGGGAGGAAGAUGUGGUCGACGCCACGCCCCUGGAAGUGUUCUUGCUGUCUCAGCACCUGGAAGAAUUCCUGCCUAUCUUUAAGAGAGAGCAGAUUGAUCUAGAAGCUCUGCUGCUCUGCUCUGAUGAGGACCUUCAGAGCAUACAAAUGCAGCUGGGUCCCAGGAAGAAAGUUCUGAAUGCUAUAAACAGGAGGAAGCAGGUGCUACAACAGCCUGGGCAGCUGGUCGACACCAGCCUGUGAUGGAGGGUUUUGGCCUGGAGCAUUGGGUGAUGCUGUGGUCUGCUGGCAGCACUCCAGGCAGCACCCCCUCUUUACCUAAUGCCAGAUCACUGGGAAUGGAUUCUAGGGCAUCGGAGAUGCCGACUUGAGAGAGAGGCCCAAAGUUUACUCUGGGAGGUAGGCUAUGCCCAUCCAAAUAAAUCUCCAUGAGAAACUUGAGGAGACUUCAUAA
Molecule: messenger RNA, 1508 nt
Organism: Rhinopithecus roxellana (golden snub-nosed monkey)
Lineage: Eukaryota; Metazoa; Chordata; Mammalia; Primates; Cercopithecidae
Gene: ANKS4B
Product: ankyrin repeat and sterile alpha motif domain containing 4B
Exons: 2
Coding region: 44-1297 (417 amino acids)
Biological process (GO): brush border assembly
Molecular function (GO): protein binding
Source: RefSeq, a predicted model, not a curated record